Acinonyx jubatus (cheetah) is the source of this 643-nucleotide messenger RNA. It is a transcript of the gene PLA2G1B, whose product is annotated as phospholipase A2 group IB. The transcript has 4 exons. Lineage: Eukaryota; Metazoa; Chordata; Mammalia; Carnivora; Felidae. Gene Ontology annotation, molecular function: phospholipid binding; calcium ion binding; signaling receptor binding. Bases 109 to 555 code for a protein of 148 amino acids. Gene Ontology annotation, biological process: lipid catabolic process; arachidonate secretion; phospholipid metabolic process. The record is from RefSeq and is a predicted model, not a curated record.
UUGGGAGCAAAGCAAACACUACAGCCUUAUCUUGGAGACAUGGUAUGGGUAUAAAGAGAGAGGCAGUAGGUGGCUUUAGUCCUUUCUCUUGCUCGGCAACUUAACAGGAUGAAAUUCCUUGUGCUGGCUGCUCUGCUUACAGUGGGUGCUGUUGAGGGGGGCGUCAGCCCGCGGGCAGUGUGGCAGCUCCGCAACAUGAUCAAGUGUACGAUCCCCGAGAGUGACCCCGUGAGGGAUUACACCGACUACGGCUGCUACUGUGGCCUGGGUGGAUCCGGCACGCCUGUGGAUGAACUGGACAAGUGUUGCCAGACACACGACCACUGCUACUCACGAGCCAAGAAACUGGACAGCUGUAAAUUCCUCCUGGACAACCCCUACACCAAAACCUACUCAUACUCAUGCUCUGGCUCUGAGAUCACCUGCAGCGAUGAAAACAAACCCUGUGAGGCCUUCAUCUGCAACUGCGACCGCAAUGCUGCCAUCUGCUUUUCAAAGGCCCCAUAUAACAAGGAGCACAAGAACCUGGACACCAAGAAGUACUGUAAGAAUUGAGUGUCACCUCUGGAGAGCAUCAUCUCCACCCACCUCAUGCCCUUCACUUUACCCUGUGUCCUCCAAUAAAGCACUUUGUUGAAAAGCC